Plutella xylostella (diamondback moth) is the source of this 1027-nucleotide messenger RNA. It is a transcript of the gene Obp2, whose product is annotated as odorant-binding protein 2. Gene Ontology annotation, molecular function: odorant binding. Lineage: Eukaryota; Metazoa; Arthropoda; Insecta; Lepidoptera; Plutellidae. The record is from RefSeq and is a predicted model, not a curated record.
UUGCAUAACUGUGCUAACGACCAAUUAGUUGAGUUGAGUACUUAAUUGGAUUUUACCUAUCUGAAGGUAUGCAUUGGUUAACAACUCUUAAAACUGUUCCAUACAUAAACCCAGUCUGAAAACAGCAGAACAUUACAGUCAUAAACAAUAUCGAAACGUAAUGUUGCGUUACAUUAUCUCCCAGACCUUACUUUUAUUCCUCACGAAAAUCAUGAACUUACCUGAAGUUUCACCCUUCCAACCAUUUUCCAAGGAAGAGCAGUUGACAAGGAUCAAGAAAAUGAACGAAGAAGUGGAACCAUUCCGCAAGAAUCUCACCGAUUGCGCACACCAGGUCAAAGCGAAAGCGACAGAUGUGGAGGAUUUCCUGAAAAGAAUACCACAGUCAACUGCUCAAGGGAAAUGCUUCGUCGCGUGCAUUCUCAAAAGAAACGAGUUGAUAAAAAACAACAAAAUACAGAAGGAAAGCCUCAUAGAAGUUAAUCGGGCAGUGUAUGGAGACGACAGCGAGGUCAUGGCCCGCCUGAAGACAGCCAUAAUUGAAUGCGAAGAGGUGGUAUUCGACAUAUUUGAGAUUUGCGAGUAUGCAUCCAUGUUUAAUGACUGUAUGCAUAUGAAAAUGGAACAUAUUCUCGACAAAGUGACUAUGGAUAGGAGGAUGAAAGCCCUCGGACAGAUGGCAUCGGCUGACGCUUAUACGGACGAUUGGACUGAACAUGACGAUGAAAUAUUACAAUUGCUUAAAGACGAACUAUAAAUUAGGUACUUACUUACUUAUUGGUUUUUAUUCUACCUCUCGUUGCGUAUAACCAUAGAAUAACAAGCACAGUAGUAGGUACUAGUCUAGUAUACUCGUUAUUCUAUGGUAAGUAUAACAUACAGGUUUUGAAAAAUUUGUUAGUACCUACCUACUUAAGUAAGAAACUAUACCUACCUAGUACUUAAGUCAAAAGGGGGUGAUUCGUUAUGUCAGUUUGUUUCAUAGGGGUUGAGAAGAAGAAAGUUUCCUAUGGUUUUCUUUCAUAAA